Messenger RNA from Phasianus colchicus (ring-necked pheasant), 3578 nucleotides. It is a transcript of the gene SLC27A6, whose product is annotated as solute carrier family 27 member 6. The record is from RefSeq and is a predicted model, not a curated record. Gene Ontology annotation, cellular component: endoplasmic reticulum membrane; plasma membrane. Gene Ontology annotation, biological process: long-chain fatty acid import into cell; long-chain fatty acid metabolic process. Gene Ontology annotation, molecular function: long-chain fatty acid-CoA ligase activity; long-chain fatty acid transmembrane transporter activity. NCBI's taxonomy places the organism in Eukaryota, Metazoa, Chordata, Aves, Galliformes, Phasianidae.
GCGCCUUAUGCAACCGGCUCAGGGAGCGGCCCCCGCCGCCUCUUCAGCAGCUCGGCGCCGGGAGUCCCGAGGAGGGAGGGGAAGGCUGGAGGUGCUGAGCUCCCGCCCCUCCUGACCUCGCCUCUCCCCGCGGUGCGCGCAUUCCGCAGGUGCGGAGCUGGCUGCGGCUGGCCGGCGGCUCCGGGCAAGGCUGAGGCUGAGACGAGUGCUUGCCGCUGGGUUUCUUACACUCUGCGCCCCGCCGGGUACCGCGCCGUGUGCCGAGCUGUAAGGAAAUGCGUUCCUGGGACGACCUCUCUCCGUUCCCAAUGCUUCUUCCCUCCUGGGUACCGGGCGUUGCGGCCGGCAUUGCCUCCUUGCAUCUCAUCCAGAAACUUCUCUUCCCCUACUUCUGGGCUGAUCUGAGAUACUUGCUGAAAGUGCUGCUUUACGGGCUGAGAGUGGAGAGCUACAGGCAGAGAGGGAAGAUUGUCACCGUGCUGGACAAGUUUGUGAAGCUGGCUGAGAAGCAGCCCCACAAAGCAUUCCUCAUCUAUGAUGGGAAGGCGCUCUCGUACCGGGAUGUGGACAGGCGCAGUAACAGAGUUGCGCAGGUCUUCCUUCACCACGGCGCUCUGAAGAAGGGUGACACGGUGGCCCUGCUGAUGGGCAAUGAGCCCGACUUCAUCCACGUGUGGUUUGGGCUGGCCAAGCUGGGAUGCGUGGUGGCUUUCCUCAACUUCAAUGUCCGCUCCAGGUCUCUUCUGCACUGUCUCACCAGCUGCGAACCCAAGAUAUUGAUUGUGGGAGCAGAUUUGCUUGGAACUUUAGAAGAAAUUCUUCCUUACCUCCAGAAAGACAUCAGUGUUUGGGUAAUGUCCAAGGAUUCCACUUUUCCAAGUGUGCAUAGCCUUUUAGACAAAAUGGAGGCAGCAUCUGAAGACCCUGUUCCAGUUAGUCGACGCUCGGCCAGUAACCUCAAAUCUUCUGUUUUAUACAUAUUUACUUCAGGAACAACAGGUCUUCCAAAGGCUGCAGUCAUCAGUCACAUGCAAGUUCUUAAAGGAGCUGCUGGACUCUGGGCUUUUGGUGCUACUGCAGAAGACAUAAUUUAUAUUACUCUGCCUCUUUAUCACAGUGCAGCAUCUCUUCUUGGUAUUGGUGGAUGCAUUGAAUUAGGAGCAACGUGUGUCUUAAGAAAGAAGUUCUCAGCUAGUCAGUUCUGGAGUGACUGCAAAAAGUACAAUGUGACUGUCAUCCAGUACAUUGGGGAACUCUGCCGCUACCUUUGCAGCCAACCAGUGAAAGAUGGAGAGAAAAAUCACAAAGUCAGACUAGCAGUUGGAAAUGGAGUAAGAAAUGAUGUAUGGAGAGAAUUCUUAAACAGAUUUGGUGCUGUUAAGAUCUGUGAGUUUUAUGGCGCCACUGAAGGAAACAUUUGUUUCAUGAACCACACAGGAAAAAUUGGAUCUGUUGGACGCACCAAUUUCUUUUAUAAGCUUUUUUUCCCAUUUGAUUUAAUCAAGUAUGAUUUCCAGAAAGAUGAACCAAUUAGAAAUAAGCAUGGUUGGUGUGAGAAAGUUAAGAAAGGUGAGGCUGGUCUUCUCAUUUCCCAAGUGAACGCAAAGAACCCCUUCUUCGGCUAUGCUGGCAGUAAGAGACACACAGAAAAGAAAUUACUCAGUGAGGUAUUUAAGAAGGGUGAUCUUUAUUUUAAUACUGGAGACCUAAUGGUUCAAGACCAUGAGAAUUUCCUGUAUUUUUGGGACAGGAUUGGAGAUACCUUCAGAUGGAAAGGAGAGAAUGUUGCAACAACGGAAGUUUCUGAUGUCAUUGUUAUGUUGGAUUUCAUACAAGAAGCAAAUGUAUAUGGCGUAUCAGUGCCAGGCCAUGAAGGAAAAGCUGGAAUGGCCUCUCUUAUUUUAAAGCAGAACAAAGCAAUCGACCUGGAGCAAAUGUAUAAGCAAGUAGUGACAUAUCUCCCAGGUUAUGCCUGUCCUCUUUUUCUAAGAGUCCAGGAAACAAUGGAAAUGACUGGAACUUUCAAACAACAAAAAUUUAGAUUAGUGGAUGAAGGUUUUAAUCCAUCUACAAUUACGGAUCCUCUUUAUUUUUUAGAUAAUUCCAAGCAAACAUAUAUCUUGUUAACCAAAGAAGUAUAUGAGAGAAUCUUAUCUGGUCAAAUCAAACUUUAAUUAACUUAAUGAAAAGCUAUUAAGAGACACUAUGAGCUACUAUGUAGAAGCAGUAAGAAUUAUCACCAAUAUUUAUAUGUUGUUAUCUAGAAUAAUAUUUUAUGUAGUUCAUAUUUUCUUUCAAAUGUGUAUUGUAUCUUUCCUCACUUACCCUAGUUCACUAGUAAUUUACUACCACUUGAGACCAAAUACAAGUAAAGAACCUGUAAAGCAAAAAUGAAACCUUAAUUUUGGAAAGUAAGUGCUGAAUCUGAUAGCUUUUCUUAGAGCUAAAGAAACAUAUAUGAUACAAAGUAAAAAAGAUCAAACAUAACAAAAGUGUAGUGACAGAAGCUGUUAUUAAUUCUAUGCAGACAAAAUAUGCCAGCAACAUAUUUUUAAAUGUAUCUAAUAUAUACUUAGAAAUAUUUGCUUUAGAAAAUACAGACUUGGAAGUGGUUGGAAGAAAACUCUUACAUGGAGGACUUUUAUAAUGGAACAUAAAACAAAAGGGGAUGAAACAGAAGAAAGCUCUCCAAACAAAGCUGAAAUUAAAAAGUUUAUACAGACAAAGAUCACUACUGAGCCUGUUAGUCCAUAUUCUUUCAUAUGUUAAACUGACUCCAUAGAGAAUCAAAGUAUGAAGACAUACAAAGCAUGAAGACCAAACUGUUGUGAAAUGUUUGGCAACAGAUUAAAAGUAGACACUGUUCACACUUAAUGGGGAAAAAAAAUCACACGUGUAGGAUUGUAUAAUCAACGAGUAUACAGGUGUAUAAUCAAUAAAUAUAGAGAGAAGUUAGGCUGGAAAGAUUGUCACAUUAGAGUGGGAUAACCAGAAAUGAAUGGAAAGCUUGCCCACAUCCUGGGCUUGCAGAAAAAAGACUCCAAGAGAAGCAGUCUCCAAAAAGACAUCCUUCCUCAGCAGCAGUCAGCCCUUAAACGAGGUCUAGGAGAAGUGGAGCCAGCCUCCACCCCUUCUGGUCACACCGGACUGCCUUCACCUGUGCUCCCACAGCUGACUCAUUGCUUGGCUCAGGUGAUCAAUCAGAGGUUCAGGCUGUGAUUCAAUAGUUCCCAUACAAGCAUAAGAAGAAUGACUUAAGUGCUGUACGUUACACAUAUUGUCUAACAAUAUAAAAUAAAUACAAAAAUACAAAAAUAGCUUCUUUACUCUUACUAAUGUCUGCCAGAGAUUGUUAUUUCAUGGGUCUAAAAUACUGAGAUUAAAAAAAAAAACAAUGGGACAGUGUUAUCCUGUAAUGGAUUGUGAUACCAGCUGUGAUCAGUGGCCGUCAGGAGUCAGAAAGCAACCAGGUGGCUUCUGCCAAAUGCUUUUCCCAGUGCUUAAGAGUUAAAUCAAAUGCUCAAUUUUGAUACUAGAUUUAUUAGUUUAACUUAUUUUGCUUUACAAAAUCUGGUACU